CCGCUUUCCAAACUUUAGCUUGUGUACGCGGCACGAAAAGCGAGAGAAUGAGCACCGUUCGGACUGUUGAGGGCGCGGGAUGUGUGACCUGGUGGGGAUUCGGACCAGCACGAGACCUCCUGAGCUCAGAUACACACAGAGUGAGGCCGCAUGGAGAGCUGAAUAUUUUGCUGGUGGGCAGUGCAGAUCCUAGAUACAUCCUGAAGACCAUCACUGGACUGACAGACUCAGACACACUACAUGUUUGGGUGAUUGAGAACAGCAUGGAGGUGGUUGCCAGACAGCUAGUACUACUUUAUUUAUCACUUCUGACCCCUGAGAACAUGAGUUUACACAAGAAGACAGAAGUGUUUCUGGAGGUGUUUGGAAACUCUGAGAUUCGCAAAGAGACAGAAGAAACGUUAAAACACGCCGCAGCUCAACUCUCUCUGUCUAUCACAAACACUCUGUUCUCGGACUCGCACACCCAUCCUUGCCUUGAUACAAGCCUUCUGAAGUUUAAGGAGAGAGAUGAGUUGGUCCGGAUCUUUAAACUGUGGGAACGGCCGCCGUCAGUUCCAGCAAGUGUACGCAAGGUCUGGGAUGCCCGUGUUCGGCAGCACCUGGGGACUCGCUAUGACUCACGGCAGGGCUGUUUCGACUGGGAUCUCACUAUGAAACUGCACCAGAGCGGCGUAUGUACCAGUACCAGAUGA
Sinocyclocheilus rhinocerous is the source of this 695-nucleotide messenger RNA. Its product is annotated as dynein assembly factor 3, axonemal-like. Gene Ontology annotation, biological process: motile cilium assembly; axonemal dynein complex assembly. Lineage: Eukaryota; Metazoa; Chordata; Actinopteri; Cypriniformes; Cyprinidae. The transcript is spliced from 6 exons. The coding region runs from base 48 to 695 and encodes 215 amino acids. The record is from RefSeq and is a predicted model, not a curated record.